GGUCGAAUCGAACUAGAUAAACCCACGAAACCGGCUUCUGUAAUCCCAAUGGCUGCCAUGGGGUUCUCACCGUUCGACUACGCGUCUCUCUCCGUUCGAGCGCAGCGGCCGGCGGUGACCUCUAAGCGUCCUGCAGCAGCUAGGGCAUCGUCCUCCCUCAAUACGGCGCCCACUUCUGCUCCCCUCCCUUCUCUCAAGAAGAAGGUCCUUGUCCCUAUUGGGAUGGGCACGGAGGAGAUGGAAGCCGUCAUCUUGGUGGACGUCCUCCGCCGGGCUGGUGCUGAAGUUUUCAUGGCUUCUGUAGAGACGGAAUUGAUGGUGGAGGCCUCCUCGGGGACCAAUCUGGUGGCAGACGUUUGCAUUGAUGAGUGCGCUGAUGAGGUGUUCGAUCUCGUCGCACUGCCGGGAGGAAUGCCAGGCUCAGUCCGCUUAAGAGAUUGUGAAGUUCUUCGUAGGAUAACAGUGAGACAGGCAGAGGAGAAAAGGUUAUAUGGUGCCAUUUGUGCUGCUCCUGCUGUUGCUUUGAUGCACUGGGGUCUUCAUAAGAGAAAGCAGAUCACUUGUCAUCCAGCUUUUAUGGAUAAGCUUCCUGCCUUUCGGGCUGUGAAAUCCAACAUCCAAGUCUCUGGAGAGCUCAUUACAAGUCGUGGUCCUGGCACAUCCUUUGAAUUUGCCCUAUCAUUUGUUGAACAGCUCUUUGGUCAUGAUGUGGCUCUAGGUCUUGGAGGUAGGCUGUUGCUUCCAACUCAUUGUUGCCAAGAACGAAAGAAAGAAUUCAAUAAUGUUGACUGGUCCCUUGAGCAUACUCCAAAUGUUCUUAUUCCAAUUGCUAACGGCUCAGAAGAAAUGGAGGUUGUAAUGCUGGUGGAUAUCUUGAGGCGAGCAAAGGUGAAUGUUACAGUUGCCUCAGUUGAAAAAUCCAAACGGAUAAUUGGUUCUCAAAACAUAAAACUAAUGGCGGACUCAUCAAUUACGGAUUCUUCGAAGCCAAUAUAUGAUCUUAUCAUUCUUCCUGGAGGAACUGCUGGAGUUGAGCGAUUUCAGAAGUCUAGAAUCCUGAAGAAAUUACUCCAGGAACAAAUGAAAGCAGGAAGAAUAUAUGGUGGCAUCUGCUCAUCUCCAAUAAUACUACAUAACCAAGGCUUGCUGAAGGAUAAACUUGCUACAGCUCAUCCUGCUGCCAUUGCGAAGUUAACUGGCAAUGUCGCUGAAAAUAGCGGAGUGGUAAUAGAUGGGAAGGUCAUUACUGGAAAAGGUCUUUGUACCGUAAUCGAUUUUUCUUUGGCCAUUAUAACCAAGUUAUUUGGAAAUGGACGGGCAAGAAGCGUAGCUGAAGGGAUUGUGUUCAAGUACUCAGGGUCCUGAGAGCCAAAACCUUCCUAAAUACUUGCAGAUGUUGAUAAGAAGAUUACAUAAGCAUAGAACAAGGACACAAAUCGAGAUGCAUUUGGAUAUCAAAGCACAUGAUGGUGUAUGAGUCAGUUUGGAGCUGUGUACCAUCAUGACCAGAUGAUUCGUUCACUGACUGCAACUGUUUGGUGCUUCCCUGAGUCAAUUCACGGUUCAUUCCUACAAUCGAUCGUUGUUCUUCAUGUUUGAUAAUGACCAGAUUGAACUUGCACAACAGAUUAGACUGGAAAUCUAUUCUGUAGAGGUUUGAUCAUGUUGUGCUCUUGUAGUCUUGUUGCAUCUAUGGCUUGAGAACUUGUGCGAGGAGCUGUGACUGGUCAAUUUUAGCACACCUUUUUUUUUUUUUUUGUGAUUAAUGAUUAGUAAUUUUAAUUUGUGUUUUCUCCUCCUUUGGAAUAAAGUUAACAUGUU
This is a messenger RNA of Zingiber officinale, 1821 nucleotides long. RefSeq names its product protein DJ-1 homolog C-like. Gene Ontology annotation, biological process: guanine deglycation, glyoxal removal; protein deglycation, glyoxal removal. The transcript is spliced from 7 exons. Lineage: Eukaryota; Viridiplantae; Streptophyta; Magnoliopsida; Zingiberales; Zingiberaceae. The coding region runs from base 49 to 1365 and encodes 438 amino acids. Gene Ontology annotation, molecular function: protein deglycase activity. Gene Ontology annotation, cellular component: nucleus; cytosol. The record is from RefSeq and is a predicted model, not a curated record.